GUGCAUGCAUGUCUGUGUGUGUGUGUGUGUGUGUGUGUGUGUGUGUGUGUGUGUGUGUGUGUGUGUGUGUGUGUGUGUGUGUGUGUGUGUGGUGUUUUGUAAUUGGGGGAGGUUAUAACCCCAUUACAUUGUUCCCUGUUACUUGGUUACCAGAGUUUGCAGUAUACAGGACACACAAGUGUAAGUCCUGUACGUUCACUUAGCUCAGCACAACAGCCUCACUGCUCCACCACCGGUAAGCUAUUUAAGAGCUCCUUAUGUCAGGUUAUGCAUUCAUAAAUACCUGUUCUUGUUUUAAGUGUGAUGCUAGCAGGGUCCAACAUUAAAAUCCGCCACGCGCUAAUGAUGGAUACUUUUGACAAUUUGGCUGACUUUGGUGCAGACAAUAAAACUGCGUUACUUAUUAAAACAUCUGCUCGGCCGUGUAAAGAAAACUUCUAGAUGUUAAUCUUGGACCCUAGAUGAUAGUCCUGUGGGAAACCAGUAGAGAGCACACACAGAUUCAUGGUCUGAUUCCACGUUCACCUGCGGUGUGUGAUUACAUUACCGCAUGCAUGCACGGCACCCCCCUGGUCCAUUACAUCAUGUAAUUACCACUACAGGUGAAAGACUAAAUGCCACAGGGUCGUUCAUGGUUGACGUGUGUGGUGAACAGGUGUCCCAGGGCCAGGGGUUACUGAGACAGUGUCCUAAAGACUGUAGCCUCCUUCUAUGAAGCUUCACCAUGAGGUCUGAGGGCAGAGAGGUUCCCAGCAGGUCCAGCGUGCUACCCUCCAUCCUGGAUUCCUAUGCAUCACCUGCGGGCUUCAGAAAGGGAAAGAAUGAAGACAACCCGCGCAGCCGCAGAAGCGAGGUCGUGCGAGAUGACGAUGACCUCAACCGGGAAGCCAACGAAAGGCGGCAGGCCCUGUGCGAGCGACGCCAUCUAGAGUCGUACAGGAACGUACGUCGCCUCAGAGACGCCUUCUACCGGCGUUAUAUGGACCUGCUCCAGAAGAAGGUCCACUCCCAGCGGCUUGAGAUGCAGAGGCGAGCAGAACAGCACAGAUCCAAACCGGUGAAAGACAUCCAAUGGAAGAAGGAGCGGCUGGGCUUCUCCCGCCUGCAGCACGACGCCUCGUACCUGGAGGCCCUGCCCAAGACCAGCUUCUACCUGAUCCUGGAGCUGCAGAACCAGCUGGUGCGGCGGGGGGUACUCAGGACCCGGGUGGACCUGGAGGACUUUGGGGGCCGCAUCAACUACCACCGGGGUCCUCAGUGCAUUCAGGACCACCUCCAGGAGAUCAGGAGGAAGAUGAGCCCUGAGGACCCAGUAGCAGAGUGGAUGGCCCCUGGAUCCCCCAGGUCUGAGGAGAGCAGACCAGAGCACCAACCUCUCUACCCCAGGCCUGAGGAGCAGGACAGUGUGAGUACACCAGGGUCUGGUUCCGGGGGGAGUGGAGCAGAGCCGGCCUUCAGCAACACCCUGGAGCAGGAGGCGGAGCGAAUGUUUCCCAAGAUGAAGGUGCCACGGUUUGCGGCUCUGCAGCCCGGCUUCGGGGUGAACCUGGAGAGCAAGGUGGUUGAAGUGCUGAGGUUUCCGGACAUCCCGAAGAAGAGCAGGAAGGCGGCGAUGCACCAGAGACACCUGAGACACAUGUAUGACGCCUCCCUCACCAACAUGGCCGUCUCAAGGAGACUGCUGGACGGGGAGAGAGACACUCUGGGCAGGCCGGAGGCGGCCGCCAGCCAAGAACCGGUUCAGAGUGUGUCUUCCAGAGGCUCCAUUCAGGAGAAGACCGAGAGCAGCAGGGAAUCGGGCCAGCCCUGCCUGUUCCUCCUCACGUCUCUACCUUCACCCAGCGCUCAGAGCCGUCCAAUCCGCUCGCCCCGAGAGAAAAGCAGAAUGUCCUCUCAAAGAACACACAGUUUUAAAACGUGGGACCCUCUAUCAUUGGAGGAUGUGUGCCGACAAAGAGACGUGCAGAUAAUCAACCAUGUGGAGAAGCUUUGGAGUAACUAUAUAGGAAACAGUUACUGAAGAUUACAAUAUAUAUUAAGCGAUUGAACAUUUCAAAUGACAGAUUAUUGUGUCUAAGGAAUGCAUUUCCUGUCAUCUUCCGCUCAGUUUGCAUUUGUGUGGAAUAGUAGUCAAUAUGACACUUUUUUGUCAAUGUAUAACAAUGUAUAGUAUCAUAUAGGCCCAAUUUAAAGUGGUGUAGGAAUGUUUAAUACAAAUAAAUAUUUUAAACAAA
Molecule: messenger RNA, 2234 nt
Organism: Gadus macrocephalus (Pacific cod)
Lineage: Eukaryota; Metazoa; Chordata; Actinopteri; Gadiformes; Gadidae
Exons: 13
Coding region: 725-2020 (431 amino acids)
Source: RefSeq, a predicted model, not a curated record